CUCAUCCACUGCGUCAUCGUGUAGAUGGAGCUGGAAUGCUUCCAUCGACUUUCCCAGUCACUCCAUGCGAAACUUCCUCAAACCUUGCACCAGUUUCCUCCUGUCAUCUUCUACAGCAUUUUAAGGACCUCGAUCCAUGAACGUAAAUCGCAAGAAGCUCGCACUGCUUCCUUCCUUUCAGCCUCUUCACUGAUGCAGAAGAACAGCACUACUAAUAAUUUGGAGGAGCCUGCAGUUGGCUUAACAAGAUCCAUGCAGAAGUACGUGAGCUCUGCGCUGGAGCCAAUGCUUCGCCGAGUGGUGCGUGAAGAGGUUGAACGCCGACUCAUCGACUCGAUGAAGAAGGAACUACACAGGUCUCCGCGGAUGGAGCCAUCACCAAUCAUAGCAUUGAUGCAGCUCUCCUUCACGAAGCCACUCUCCCUCUCCAUCUACACCAAAGCCAGCAUCAAAGACAGGGACAACAACACCCUACAAAUCCAACUCGUCCCACGCGAAUCGUCGGGGCCGAUAAACAUCAUGCCUCAUCUCGAGGUAGAGAUCGUCGUCCUCGACGGUGACUUCCCCGGCGGUGUCGACGCCGAUUGGACCUCUGAAGAUUUUGAAAGUCACAUUGUGAAAGAGCGCAAGGGGAAGAGACCACUACUCGUAGGGGACUGCAAGGUCACAGUUCUGCAAGGCUCGCCGGCCUCGGUCCACAAGCUCGAGUUCACCGACAAUUCGAGCUGGGUUCGGUCUCGACACUUUAGGCUCGGAGCGAGAGUGAUCAGUCCUGAGAGCUACCGAGGGCCAAUUAGGAUCAAAGAAGCAAUCACCGACCGGUUCACGGUGUUAGAUCACAGAGGAGAAUUGAACAAGAAGCACCAUCCUCCGAGUUUGGAUGACAGAGUGUGGAGAUUAAAGAACAUCGGGAAGAAUGGAAUAUUCGACAAAAGGCUUGCCGAUGCAGGAAUCAGAACAGUGCAAGACUUGUUGAAGCUAUCCAUGCUCGAUAUGCAACGACUUCGACAGAUUAUGGGAGGUGGGCAUGGGAUGUCGGACAGUACGUGGGAAGCAACGAUAAGCCAUGCAAGGUGCUGCGAAAUGGGGAAGGAGGUGUAUUUGUACCACGGUCAACUUCUCACGUUAGUUUUGAGCCCAAUUGGGGAAGUCAAAGGAGCCGUAGUCAACGGAUGGGUUUACCCUCUACAACAACUCCCUCAUCAGUAUAUGUUAAUUGUGGAAAGGCUGGUCCAAGAGGCGUACAGUAAUUGGGACAAGCUGGAGAAAGUGGAUGAGACAUCACUCGCUAACGCCGUUACACUCUAGAUUUAUCAACUAAUCCAUAAAUUAUAUACAUAUAUAUUGUGUGAACAUAUGUUGGAUAGUAAAAUGGUUUAUUGACGAUCAUUAUGAUUAAUUAAUAUAAUCCCCCUGGGUUUAAUACGCACAGCACAGGACUUAAUAUGCACGCGUCAUCAUUGCUCCUUC
Messenger RNA from Zingiber officinale, 1470 nucleotides. RefSeq names its product protein SAR DEFICIENT 1-like. Gene Ontology annotation, molecular function: calmodulin binding; DNA-binding transcription factor activity; sequence-specific DNA binding. Gene Ontology annotation, biological process: regulation of salicylic acid biosynthetic process. The transcript has 6 exons. The record is from RefSeq and is a predicted model, not a curated record. The coding region runs from base 25 to 1308 and encodes 427 amino acids. NCBI's taxonomy places the organism in Eukaryota, Viridiplantae, Streptophyta, Magnoliopsida, Zingiberales, Zingiberaceae. Gene Ontology annotation, cellular component: nucleus.